AUGAGUUCCUCCGCACAGCCGGCGGGAGCGCUCAAGCCUGAGAAGGAGAAGACGGGGAUUGGAAGGGUGCUCUCCAAGGUCAAAACCGCCUGGCGGAGUGGUUCGAAGCGUCAGUCGACAGUCGCCGCUGCGGCUCCCCAGGGCGGCGCCGCUGCUGUGCCUGUCACGGUCCAAGUGACCAAAGCCGAUGUUGUUUCUAAGCCGAGCAGCAGCAGCCAUGCCGCCACUAGACUUGCCGAGGCACGAGCUGCCUACGAGGGAUUGACUGGAGUCAGCAAGCUCUCGAAGCUGGAGCUGUUUGAGGAGCGAGCAAAGAAGCUGAAUGAACGAUUUGGCCUUGAGAUUCAACCCAUGGAAUGGCAAAAGGCCAUCCCAAACGACACCGUCCUGCGCAUGGACAAGCCCAUUCGAAUGCGCAUUCGCCGAACCUGUCACCGCUGCAACGCUACAUUUGGCGCUGGCAAGGAAUGCCCCAACUGCAACCAUGCCCGUUGCACUAAAUGCACGCGUUACCCGCCGAAGCGCACCGAGGCCGAAAUCAUUGCCAGCCGGGAAAGGAGAGCUGCCAAGAUCAAGGCUAACCGCGAGAACGCGCCGAUCGAGCCCGACUACGGCCCCGAGGACAAGAACUUUGUCCUCAAACGCCCCAGCAAGACGGGCGGUCAGGAUCUUGUCCAUAAGAAGCCUCGUCAACGUGUUCGACGGACUUGCCAUGAAUGCAACACGCUGUUCAUUGCCGGGACCAAAGUCUGUGAGAGAUGCAGUCACGUUCGCUGUACGGACUGUCCUCGAGACCCGCCCAAGAAGGAGAAAUACCCCUUCGGAUAUCCUGGCGAUGAAUUUGGCCCCAACAGUGUCCCUCACUACGAAUGUGAGAAGUGCAAGACGCUCUAUCCCAAGGACGCCGCGAAUGGGACAGAAUGCAGCAAGUGUAAAACUCCAAAAUCGAAGGCUUCUCCUCGUGCUCGGCCUCGCAAGGUGGAACCUAUACCCGACCCCGAUGUUUUGCAGCAGAUACAAACCAAGCUGGACAAUUUGAAAGUCACAUAG
This is a messenger RNA of Trichoderma citrinoviride, 1050 nucleotides long. RefSeq lists its product as hypothetical. The coding region runs from base 1 to 1050 and encodes 349 amino acids. The record is from RefSeq and is a predicted model, not a curated record. Lineage: Eukaryota; Fungi; Ascomycota; Sordariomycetes; Hypocreales; Hypocreaceae. The transcript is spliced from 3 exons.